CAUAGCCAACAUUAAACAUGGCGGACGCAGACACAUUGAAGUCUCUAAAUGGUUUACUAAAUGGUAUCGCGCAAAAGGUUUAUUACAAUAAAUUGGAAAUAACCGAGGACCUGCUGAAAAAUGAACUUUAUCCUGACCUGUCCCAAGAGGAAUUCCACGCUUUGCACGAAAAAAUGAAAGGUCUUGUAAAGUCUAUCGCCUCGGCGGACAUGGACCAGGCUCAGCUGGAGGCCUUCCUCACGGCUCAGACCCGCAAGCAGGGCAGCUCGGGCGGACUGAGCGGCGAGCAGGCGGCCGCCCUCUCCCGCUUCUGGAAGGGGCACCGGGUGCGCGUGCGGGACAGCCUGGUGAGCCAGAGCCGCUGGGAGCCCGGCCUGCGCGGCCUCAGCUGGAGGGUGGACGUGCAGGCGGCCAGCAGCGGCCGGGGUGGUGGGAGCGGCGAGGGAGGAGAGGCGGCUGGCAACGCCGUCGCUCUGCUGGAGCUGGAGCUGGGCAGACAAGGAGAGGACUCUGAUUUUGUGUGUUUGGAAUUUGACGAGACGAAGGUGAACCAGGUGCUAAAGAAGAUGGCUGAGAUCCAGGAGAGCAUUGACCGCAUCGUUCACAAAAGCUAGUGUGUGUGUGUGUUUCGUGUUUCUGUCUGUCUAUCUCUGUGCAAAUGCAAUUUUAUGUCUGUGUGCGUGGAUGCAUUUUUGUGUGUGUGUGUGUGUGUGUGAGUGAGCACGUUUGUAUUUCUGGAGUGUGUGUUUAAGUCUGAAGGGCCCCUUACAGGUGGCUUGUGCAUUGUAUAGUGAAAAGUGAGUGUCUACACAUGUAUAUGUGUUGAAUGUGUAUCUUGCACACCAAUGUCCAAAUUCCUGCACUGUGAGCAUUGAGAAUAGCCGGACGGCUGAAACGUCUGCUCUUGCUCCCAAAAUUAAAUGGACAAACUCUUUCUGUA
Molecule: messenger RNA, 940 nt
Organism: Alosa alosa (allis shad)
Lineage: Eukaryota; Metazoa; Chordata; Actinopteri; Clupeiformes; Clupeidae
Gene: commd1
Product: copper metabolism (Murr1) domain containing 1
Exons: 3
Coding region: 18-614 (198 amino acids)
Biological process (GO): copper ion homeostasis; regulation of proteasomal ubiquitin-dependent protein catabolic process; positive regulation of protein ubiquitination
Cellular component (GO): endosome
Source: RefSeq, a predicted model, not a curated record